This is a messenger RNA of Aspergillus fischeri NRRL 181, 1047 nucleotides long. RefSeq names its product isopenicillin N synthase family dioxygenase. The record is from RefSeq and is a predicted model, not a curated record. NCBI's taxonomy places the organism in Eukaryota, Fungi, Ascomycota, Eurotiomycetes, Eurotiales, Aspergillaceae. Bases 1 to 1047 code for a protein of 348 amino acids. Gene Ontology annotation, molecular function: dioxygenase activity. The transcript is spliced from 6 exons.
AUGUCCACCACAACCACUACUUUCCAGACCCGGUUCGGGGAGGUCCAUACGAAGCCUCAAAGCAAACCAGGGGAGUUUACAAGCAUUCCCGUGGUUGAUGUGGCCGACAUGGACUCCGACUCUCCACAGGACCGCCAGCGUCUCGCAAAGGAGAUAUACCGUGUUGCGACCACGAUGGGAUUUCUCUUCGCGCAGAACCACGGAGUUUCUGAAGAGUCAAUCCAAGAGAUCCACAACAUGGCCCACAAAUUUUUCGCCCUGCCGCACGAGGUGAAGAUGGAGACCUUCGUUGGGAAGAACAAUCGAUUUCGCGGGUUCUAUCCCCAAGCCCGAGACGUCCCCGAGGAUGCGCAUCCCCACCUGAAGGCAACCGCAGGAAAGUCAACGGAAGCAUUUAACAUCGGCUACGAGGUAGCGGGUGACCCUGCCAAAACACCGGACCACGCCGAACCCACGGACCCGUGGGGUCUCCAUGGGCCAAACCAGUGGCCUCGCGAGGAACUCAUCCCGGGGUUCAGAGAAGCCUACCUACAAUAUUAUGGCCAGAUCUUAACGUUUUGUCGAAAGCUGCUCCGAAUAUUCGCCCUAGCUUUGGAUCUGCCAGAGACUUACUUCGACCACAUGUGCAAGAAUCCAGGGGCCGCAUCUCGUCUUAUACGUUAUUCCGCCUGUAGGGCUGAUCAAACGGCCGCUGAAGUUCCACCACACACCGACUUUGGCUUCUUCACGAUCUUAUCCCAGGAUGCAGUCCCGGGUCUAGAGGUCCUGAAUUCCGAGAAAGAGUGGAUCAAGGCCCCUUCUAUUCCCGGUACCUUUGUCGUGAAUAUCGGAGACAUGUUUGCCUAUUGGACAAAUGGCCUCUUCAAGUCUACACCCCAUCGUGCGAUCAAUAGGACUAGCCAGGAGCGGUUUUCCAUUCCACUCUUUUUCAGUAUGGACUACCAGACGCGGGUAGCGCCUAUGGAGAAGUUUGUUUCUGACACCAACCCGCCGAUCAUUGAGCCCUUUGUUUAUGGAGAGUGGACACGAAGACAUACAAAGGACUGA